AUGACUGGAAUGACUGAAUUAGGAUGUGAUUCUAUUGAAAAAUUGAAAAAUCAAAUUAAUAAUUUAGAAGCUGAAAUACAAGAUUCAGUAAAAUUUAAGGAAUUUUAUCAAUUUACAUUUGGUUUUGGUAAGAAUCCGCAACAGCGAGGAAUGGAAUUAAAUACAGCAAUUGCGUAUUGGAAUUUAAUUUUAAAGGAGAGAUUUAAAGCUCUUGACCUAUGGUGUGACUUUUUAAAGGAACAUUAUAAGCGCUCAAUACCGAAGGAUACGUGGAAUUUAUUACUUGAUUUUGUUCUAACAAUUAAAGAAGACUUAUCAAAUUAUGAUGAAGACGGUGCCUGGCCGGUGGUUAUUGACGAAUUUGUUGAAUAUGCAAAGCCAAAAAUCGCUUCACGGUUAAAGUCAACUGUAGUCUAA
This is a messenger RNA of Trichoplax adhaerens, 417 nucleotides long. RefSeq lists its product as uncharacterized. Bases 1 to 417 code for a protein of 138 amino acids. The transcript has 5 exons. Lineage: Eukaryota; Metazoa; Placozoa; Uniplacotomia; Trichoplacea; Trichoplacidae. The record is from RefSeq and is a predicted model, not a curated record. Gene Ontology annotation, biological process: protein neddylation; positive regulation of ubiquitin-protein transferase activity. Gene Ontology annotation, molecular function: ubiquitin conjugating enzyme binding; ubiquitin-like protein binding; cullin family protein binding. Gene Ontology annotation, cellular component: ubiquitin ligase complex.